AUGCGCUCCGAAUGGAGGCGCAAGCACUGUGCCAGGGUGGACAUCUGGAUUGCAACCCUGAACCAGUUCUUGCGACCCCGCCAGCGACGUCAGAUGCAUAUUCUCUGCCGCGGGCCCUACUUCACGCCGAAGGAAGCUGCGGAAUACGCAAACCUGAGCAACCAGUUGCAGCAAGUGUACACAUCGGCCAGCAUGUGCUACAACGGCCGCUGCUACGUGGGGGACGAGCAGCUGGAGAGAGCCAUGCAAAAUUCUCGGCAGCCGGAGUUUCUGGAAUGGGCGUGGGUGUCGUGGCGAGACACAGUGGGCCGCCCAUCCAGGUCAAUCUUCAGGAAGCUCGUCAUUCUCAUGAACACUGCCGCCAAGCGCAGACAUUACAUGGACAUGGGGGAAUGCUGGCGAGAAGAACUAGACACACGGCUGCUGGAGGAAGAAGUGUUCAGGCUGUACGAACAAGUAGAACCACUAUACAUCAUGCUCCACGCUGUUGUUCGCCACCAUCUCGCCAACUACUAUGGCGACGACAUUGUCGACCGCAAAGAGCCAAUACCAGCACAUCUCCUAGGAAACAUGUGGGCACAGAACUGGGCAGCACUGACCGACGUGGUGAUGCCGUCGGCGAGCCAGUUCGAUAUCGGCCGUAUGUUGCGCCAGCACGGUGUAACCGUGAUGUCGAUGGUGCGCUCCGCCGAGGACAUGUACGUGUCCAUGGGGCUGCCCAAGAUGCCGGAAUCCUUCUGGAAGCGGUCGCGCUUCGAGCGCACCGCCCUCGGAAACGUGAACUGCCACGGUACCGCUGCCAACAUGUUCCAGGAUCACGACUACAGAAUGCUUUACUGCGCAGAAGUCUCAAGAGAAGAUUAUGAAGUCAUCCACCAUGAGAUGGGACACAUAGAGUACUACAUGGCCUAUGAAAAUCAGCCCACUAUUUUCCGGGAGGGCGCGACGUCGGCACUGCAGGAGGCAGUGGGCGACGCGGUGAGCCUGGCGGCGUCAGUGCCGCAGCACCUGCAGCGCCUGUCCGUCACCAACGACUCCGCCUCAACUGACGAAAUGAGUUUCAGCGUGCUGCUGCAGCAAGCUCUCUCCAGAAUUCCACAACUGCCCUUCGCCUUGGUUGUGGAUAAAUGGCGCUGGGAUGUUUUCCGAGGUGUCAUUUCUCCCGAAACUUAUAACCACGACUGGUGGCACCUCAGGAAGAAAUACCUAGGCAUUACUCCGCCUGUCCCAAGAUCAGAGGCUGAUUUUGACCCUGGUGCGAAGUAUCACAUUGCAAAUAACGUACCUUACAUCAGAUACUUUCUAAGUGGUAUAUUGCAAGUGCAGCUGUUUAAAGGAAUGUGUCAGCACGCUAUAUAUGGGGCGGUUACUGACAAACCAUUACCAUUCCCUCUUCAUCAGUGUGACAUAUAUGGAUCAAAGCGCAGUGGAGCAGCAUUAUGGUAA
Schistocerca serialis cubense is the source of this 1446-nucleotide messenger RNA. RefSeq names its product angiotensin-converting enzyme-like. Bases 1 to 1446 code for a protein of 481 amino acids. NCBI's taxonomy places the organism in Eukaryota, Metazoa, Arthropoda, Insecta, Orthoptera, Acrididae. Gene Ontology annotation, cellular component: plasma membrane. The transcript is spliced from 8 exons. The record is from RefSeq and is a predicted model, not a curated record. Gene Ontology annotation, molecular function: peptidyl-dipeptidase activity; metallopeptidase activity. Gene Ontology annotation, biological process: proteolysis.